Seriola aureovittata is the source of this 2705-nucleotide messenger RNA. RefSeq names its product RAB41, member RAS oncogene family (gene rab41). Lineage: Eukaryota; Metazoa; Chordata; Actinopteri; Carangiformes; Carangidae. The transcript has 8 exons. The record is from RefSeq and is a predicted model, not a curated record. Gene Ontology annotation, molecular function: GTP binding; GTPase activity. Bases 127 to 762 code for a protein of 211 amino acids.
CUGUAUGAAUAAGGAAACAAUAGCGCUGGCUUGUGCUGGAUAAAGAUACACUACUUGUCCCUCUCCGGUCUAGACACAUCACAUCAAUAGCCAAGUUAGCUAACUAGCUGUUUAUUUUUUAACAAAAUGUCAACCACGACCGGCGGCGGUGAGUUUGGCAACCCUCUACGAAAAUUCAAGCUCGUCUUUCUGGGCGAACAGAGUGUUGGGAAGACCUCACUCAUCACCAGGUUUAUGUAUGACAGUUUCGACAACACUUAUCAGGCAACAAUUGGCAUUGACUUUUUGUCAAAAACCAUGUACCUAGAAGAUCGCACGAUUCGGCUGCAGCUCUGGGAUACAGCCGGACAGGAACGCUUCCGCAGCCUCAUCCCCAGUUACAUCCGCGACUCAGCUGCUGCUGUGGUGGUUUAUGACAUAGCCAAUCUUAACUCAUUCCAACAAACCUCAAAGUGGAUUGAUGAUGUUAGAACAGAGAGAGGAAGUGAUGUCAUUAUCAUGCUGGUUGGGAACAAAACAGACUUGGCAGAUAAAAGGCAAGUUUCUGUUGAGGCGGCAGAGAGGAAAGCUCGUGAGCUCAAUGUGAUGUACAUAGAGACCAGUGCCAAGGCUGGCUAUAACGUCAAACAGCUGUUCCGUCGUGUUGCUGCUGCAUUGCCAGGGAUGGAUAGCACACCAGAGAAAAGCAAAGAGGACAUGAUCGACAUUAAACUGGAGAAACAGCCAGAGAUGACUGUCACCGAGAGCAGCUGCUCAUGCUAGUACACCUCACCCUCACCCAGCCUGUCUCCUCCCCACCAACAGCUUGUCUCUCAGUGGCCACUCUCUCCACCCUUGGCGCACUGCCAUUGGGAUGGAGGACCUGUUGUUUGUUUUUUUUCCCUUUUCAACUCAGUGACUUUUCAGAGUAACCGUGUGGAUGUGCAUUACUGUAUUGAAACAGAUUAUCUGGGGAAAAAAUGGUUCAAAAGUAAACAUUUAAAACAAGGAAUAAGUUACAUGAUAUGUUGAGAUUUUCAUCCAGUUGCAUGGCAUUAUAUAGGAUUGCCGACUGACAUAGCUAACCGCUCAUGAGUUAUUGCACAGUUCAGAAUCUUAGUGCUGUUACUCUUGUCAUUGUUGUAAAGUAAAACUGCUUGGGAUUAAUUCAAAGACUCUGCAAAGUUGAGUUACCAGCCCAUUGUAUUUUACUUUUUUUUUUUUUUCAUUAUCAUCUGAGAUAAUGUUGUAUGUCUCAGAUAACUGAUUAUUUUUGGACUUUGUCUUAUUUUGAGGAAGACGAGACAGGAUCUUACCAGUGAAAUUAUGUCAUUGCUAACCAUCAUAUUAACACAUUAGGCUCAAAUGAACCCUUUAUAUUGAAGAGGGUCAGUGGUCCAUUCAUUGGGUAUCAUUUAUACCUAAUACAUCUGUAGGCUUAAACUGCCUCAUACAACAGCAUGUUAGUAGACCAAAUUUAUAUCAUUUGAGACCUUAUUUAAAACAUUGCUGCAAAAGGGAUGUGUUACCAAGUCUAUUUUCAUUUUAAAGGGAAGCCAUCCCGAGUUGAUAAGAAUGGCUACUAACUUGAAACUAUGUCUGCAUUAAAACUAUAGCAACUGUCUUUCCAGUGUUAAAUUAGCUGCACGCAUACUAACAUGUCUGAGGAGGAGAUUUCAGUUAUUAGAUGCCCCUGUUGUAUGAAAUAAAAAGAGCCAGUGUUUAGUUUUUCCAUGCUGAUGGAAAGUUGUCACUUUGGUCGCUAUGACGUACCCACUCAUUGAUAAUUUGUGUUGUGUUGAUUACACUAUUGCAAGAACAUGCAGCAUGCUCACUCAUGCAGGAUUUAUAUGGAUAAGAACACAGAUGCCUUGCUUGUUUGUUCACCAACGUUGUGCACUGAAUCAAGCCACAAUAUUGUAAAAUAUAAAAGAAGCCUGCUGACUGGUUCAUGGCUUCUCUCGUUGUUUUGUAGAGCUGGUAGAUAAAGAGUUCGUCUUCAGAUACAGCUAACGCUUACUAACACCCUUGCUGUAAAAAGUGCAGAGAAGUUAGUUGCAGUAUCCUUUUGCUGUAUUGCUAUUGCCUGUGUAGGACUGUUGGUUUUAUGUGUUUAUUUAUUUUGUAACUUGGACUUACAGAUAACAUUGUACGCUUGACCAAAAGUGCAGAUGCUGACACGCAUGUUGAAAAUUUAUUUUAUUUAUUGUUUGCGUGUCUGCUGGGACUCCAACUAAAGGCGAUGUUGAUGCCUGGUAAAGUUUUGUCCUGUCACACUGCAAGAAAUUACUUUUUGCAGUUUGUGUAGUCAGUAGUUUGGUUUACAUUCGCAGGUAAAGGCUGCACCAUCUUCAGACACACACACACGCACACACAGUGAAACACAAACCAACUAACUAGCCAUAGCACAACAAAAGACACUGGUCAUUUGCUGUAGCUUGUUUUGAAAUGUCAGCGUUUUAAAAAUGGAUUUAAAAAUUUAAGUAUUUAAUUACAUCAAACAACCAUUUUAACAUGAGCAGCUCUUCUAUUACUUGUCACUGACUAAAUACGCAGCUUUGUGCUAUUCUGAAUUGUGUCUGUCCAUUUGAAAUAUGCUGUCUACUCGUGUUUAGCAACGUUUGUGUGAAUAAUGUACUAUUACUAUCUGAUGUAUAAAAAGGAGAGUUAAUGAAACACAAGUGUAGGCCUAUCACGUGGAAUAGAAUAAAGAUAUUUCACCAAAA